GUUAAAGCCAAAUCUCAAAACGGUGGCUUAAAAUUAUUCUGGAGUCACUUAAUUCAUAAAAGAGAGAAGAUUGUAGUUAAGGAAGUUCAUCUUACUGGCAGUUUCAAACUGCUAUGUGCUUCUGGAAAAAGAAAUGUACAUGAGUUAUUAACUAAUGGGACUAUAUUACCAAUUCAAACCGAAGAAAAUAAUCGAAUAAACGGAACAUUUGAUGAGUUAUCUGAGGAAUUUAUUGCUACAAAAAUUGCCAUGAGUACCUCUGGCAAGACUACAGAAGUUGCA
Dentiscutata erythropus is the source of this 282-nucleotide messenger RNA. The record is from the annotation of a GenBank genome assembly. NCBI's taxonomy places the organism in Eukaryota, Fungi, Glomeromycota, Glomeromycetes, Diversisporales, Gigasporaceae.